Culex pipiens pallens (northern house mosquito) is the source of this 769-nucleotide messenger RNA. Its product is annotated as 40S ribosomal protein S14-like. Gene Ontology annotation, cellular component: ribosome. The transcript has a single exon. Gene Ontology annotation, biological process: translation. Gene Ontology annotation, molecular function: structural constituent of ribosome. Bases 330 to 521 code for a protein of 63 amino acids. NCBI's taxonomy places the organism in Eukaryota, Metazoa, Arthropoda, Insecta, Diptera, Culicidae. The record is from RefSeq and is a predicted model, not a curated record.
GACAUUUCUUAAAAUGUUUCAAAACACUAACUUAACACUAGUGAGGGCAAUAAAAGUUUGGCAGUUUCGUGGUAUUUUUAUGUUUGCUGCAGGUAAAAUCGUUCGGCGCACGGUUCGGCGUCCAUAAAAUUGUGAGUCAAUUAUACUUAGUUUAACUGGGCUCAGUAUUAAAUUAUUCUCUUUGCAUUGACAGUUCCUUCUCGUCGCAAGGUACAAAUUUCUAGCUGCGAUGGCUUCCUGCCAGAACUAAACUAUGAAGGAGGAUGCCAGCUUUCGUCCACGUCACGGAUCUUUCGGGCAAGUAAAGUAUCUCGCGCGUCACCGGCGACAUGAAGGCCAAGACCGAUCGUGACGAGGCCUCACCCGCUUUGUUGGCCACUCAGGACGUCGUCGAAAAGUGCAAGUUGCUGCGUGCCACCGGCGGAAAUCGCACCAAGACACCGGGACCGGGUGCCCAGUUGGUGCUCCGUGCCCUGGCCUGUUCGUCGAAGAAUAUUGUGAAUUUUGUGAAUAUUUUGUAGUGCUUUGUAGUGUAAUCACAAAUUAAUGCUCUGUUUUAAUUUGGGAGGUGUUUUCAUUUUUCCUGGAUAACACGAAGUUGUUCCUCAAGUAAGACUUAGUCGACAAAAAACAUCCGAAUGAACAUAUUUCAGGACGGACGAGACGAUUGACGCAGGGCAUCUAGGUGGAACAUCUCAGUACACGCAGUUUAGAAUCUCGAAAGCAAUGCAACACAGCAAAAAAACAAACAAACUUUCAAAAUCGUCAU